AAUCUAUUGCAAUCAUUGAUCCUUAAUAUUGUGUUUUCCUGGAGCAAAAAAAAGAAAAGAUUUCUAUAGCUUAGACAUGCUCAACAAAUAAGUUUUUUUUUUUUUUGUUCCCCACAAGUUGACUGCACCAGAAUUUAGCUACAGGAUGUUUUUGGGCAGCUGUGGCUUAUGAAACCUUUGCCUCAAAUGAAUGAGUAAGGAUAAUAUAGGCAUAUGGGUAAUACCAUACAGCAUCAUAUAUUCUUUUUCAAUUUUUGGAAUCUUUGGCAUGGCCUUAACCUGACUACCUUGGCCGGGAAAGUUGCAUCUCAUGGGAGAGUUCUUUCUCUGGGAGAAGAGGAUAAAUAAGAGAGGAAAAUGGCCUACUUUUUGUCAUUCAAUCUCUUUUUUUGAACCUUUUCCCACUUCAAAAGAGAAAAAACUCUUCUGCAACCUACUGGUUGGUAUAUGGUUAUGAUUGCUAGCCUCUCCUUAUUAUUAUUUAUAAAAUGUAAAUGAAAAAUGAAAAAAAAAUACCUUUUUCUUUUUUUUCUUUUUGUCAAAUAAUGAGUAACCGUCUUGAGGAAAUAAGUAAUUUAUCCGAUGCGAGUGACCAUGAAGAGGAUUGGCAAGAUGCCGAAACUGAGCAACAGCAACAGCCAACGGAACAAGUGAAAGAAAGGAAGGUAGAGAUUGAUGAAAGUAGUCUUCGAAAAAAGAUUAAAGAGAUUCAAGAAGAUUCUAGUCUUAGUCCCAAAGACAAAGCCAAACGCAUCCAGAAUUUGAUGUCUCAUGGGACAACUGAGCCUUCAUCGAAUGAACAAUUGCAAAACGAGAUUUACAGUAAAAGUUAUCAUAAGGAACAAGAAAACAUCUUGGGAUGUAAGCACUAUCAACGCAACUGCAAGCUGCAAGCCAACUGCUGUGAAAGGAUAUACACGUGCCGUUUCUGUCAUGACGAUGUUGAAGGACACAACAUUGUGAGACAUGAGACCAAGAAUAUGCUAUGUAUGCUCUGCUUGCAUCUUCAACCAGCAGCUCAGCAUUGCAGACAGUGUCAUCAACAGAUGGCUCGAUACUAUUGUGACAAGUGCAAGUUGUGGGAUAAUGAUCCGCGAAAGGCUAUCUAUCACUGUGAUGACUGUGGUAUCUGUAGACAAGGUAAACAAGAGGAUUUCUUUCAUUGCAAAAAGUGCAAUAUAUGCAUGGUUAAGUCUAUGACGGACCAUAAAUGCAUCGAAAGGAAUUUAGAAUGUGAUUGUCCUAUCUGUGGUGAAUACAUGUUUACGAGUACGACCACUGUGAUCUUUAUGCCAUGCGGACAUUGCAUCCAUAAACACUGUUAUACAGCCUACAUCCAAACCUCGUACCAGUGUCCUACCUGCUUAAAGUCGUUAGGUGACAUGUCAGAGUACUUUGAACGGCUCGAUAAGGAUCUCGAACGACAACCGAUGCCUCCCGAGUACGACAAGUAUAUCUCUCAUAUCUUUUGUAAUGACUGCGAAAAGAAAACGCCGGCCAAAUAUCACUUCUUUUAUCACAAGUGUGGUCACUGUGGUAGUUUCAACACGACUGUCCUUAAAACGGAAAAUACAGAAGAAACAGCCAGAGGAGAGUCGUCCAAUGAACAACAGCCGUUGGAACAAGCUAUGCAGAGACCAGGAAUGAAUCAUGAUCGAAAUACCAUGGCGGGACCAAGUUCUUCAAGAACAAAUAAUCCUGAUUCAAAUGAAGGCUAA
Rhizopus microsporus ATCC 52813 is the source of this 1718-nucleotide messenger RNA. RefSeq names its product zf-CHY-domain-containing protein. Gene Ontology annotation, biological process: ubiquitin-dependent protein catabolic process; protein ubiquitination. The coding region runs from base 495 to 1718 and encodes 407 amino acids. The transcript has 5 exons. Lineage: Eukaryota; Fungi; Mucoromycota; Mucoromycetes; Mucorales; Rhizopodaceae. Gene Ontology annotation, molecular function: ubiquitin protein ligase activity; zinc ion binding. Gene Ontology annotation, cellular component: nucleus. The record is from RefSeq and is a predicted model, not a curated record.